Messenger RNA from Suncus etruscus (white-toothed pygmy shrew), 2015 nucleotides. It is a transcript of the gene MFAP3, whose product is annotated as microfibril associated protein 3. The coding region runs from base 169 to 1320 and encodes 383 amino acids. NCBI's taxonomy places the organism in Eukaryota, Metazoa, Chordata, Mammalia, Eulipotyphla, Soricidae. The record is from RefSeq and is a predicted model, not a curated record. The transcript has 2 exons.
AGAGUCCAGUUUGGCUCAGCCCAGUGGGCCUCUCCCAAUGUGUGGCUUCUGUGGCACUUCCAUGACAGUCCCAAGCACCCUCAUCACAUUCAGAUCUGCUUGCUUCUAGGAUGUGGUGCUUUCUUUGGUUUUCCUGGCCCUUUCUUGGUUCAGCCUUGGUUUGCUUCUAUGGGAGUAACACCUAACAAUAAAUUCCCUGUUUCUAGGACUGAAGCUCUGAAUACACCGGAUCCAAGCAAAUUUUCUGCCUGUCUUUCCAUGAAGCCCCAUUGCUGCCUCUUCUCAUUGGUGGUGAGUGCCGUUGUGCCAGCCGCUUUGGUUUUGGAAGAUGCGGACUUUGAUCAGAUAGCACAACUGGGAGUCAAUCAAAGUUCUACCAAUGCGUCCUUCACCCCGAACUUUGCAGGAUCCCCCUCGGGGGAUGUUGUCAUAGCCAAGGAGGGAACCACUGUAUCAAUGGAAUGUCUUCUCACAGUCAGCCACUGGGAAGAUGUCCGCUGGUACAACUCCAAGGGACAGCGACUGGAUGACAGAGGCAGAGGUGGAAAGUGGUUGGUUUCCGAUAACUUGCUGAAUAUCACCAGUGUCGCAUUUGAGGACCGCGGGCUCUAUACUUGUUUCGUCACCUCUCCAGCUCGUGCUUCCUACUCUGUCACCCUGCGUGUGGUCUUCACCUCAGGGGACAUGAGUAUCUACUACAUGGUCGUCUGCCUUGUCGCCUUCACCAUCACGCUUAUCUUGAAUAUCACCCGCCUGUGCAUGAUGAGCAGCCAUCUUCGCAAGACCGAGAAGGCCAUCAAUGAGUUCUUCCGCACAGAAGGGGCUGAGAAGCUCCAGAAGGCCUUUGAGAUCGCCAAGCGCAUCCCUAUCAUCACCUCUGCCAAGACCCUGGAACUCGCCAAAGUCACGCAGUUUAAGACCAUGGAGUUCGCACGAUACAUAGAAGAACUAGCCCGCAGUGUCCCUCUGCCACCACUUAUCCUCAACUGCCGGGCCUUUGUGGAGGAGAUGUUUGAGGCUGUGCGCAUAGAUGACCCCGAUGAGCGGGGAGAGAGGAUCCAGGACAGGCAAGGAGGCAUCUACAUUAUUAGCCCAGAGGUGGGCCGUAGUGAGUCUCCAGGAGGAGACUCAGAUGAUGGGUCCCUGAGUGAGACAGGCCAGGAAAUUGCAGUUCAGGUCUCAGUCCACCUCCAGUCUGAGACUAAGAGCCUUGAGACAGACUCCCAGAACAGUGGUCACUUCAGCCCUCCUGAUGACACAGCAUCAGUGGAGCCAGGCUUCCUCUGCAGGGAUGACCGCUAUGCCACCUGCCCACUCUGAGCUCUCUUGGGACCUCAAAGGCAGCUCACCAGCAGCAGCCUGGCUUUGUGCAGGAAGUAACAGCUUUUACCACCAUGUUUGUCUUUGCCUCUGACUUCUCUAAAGCACUUCCUUCUGUCAGAGGAUGAAUAUUGCCAAAAUAGGUUGCAUCCGAAUCAACCUUCUUCUUUGACGUUCCCAGUCAGUUUCUUCCAGCUGGCCUGGGUGAUUGGACUGAGAUUUGAAGGUCUCCUGGAGAAAAGACCCUUACAAGGGUUCAUAGUCACCUUCCUAUCCCUGUUCCUCUGAGGGAAGUGCUGUCACUUUGUCUUGGAGCUCAGUUUCCCACUAAUGGGUGAUUUCCUACUUGUGCUCCACUCUAAGCCCUUUCCUGGGCUUUUUAUCUCUCCCUCUUUGUGGGGAGGUACUAGUCAAGAUUUCUGUAUGAUUUGAUUCCAGCUGGGCCACAUAGAUGGAAAUUUCCAGGCAUUUUGCUCUGGACAUACACCUGGCAAUACUAACCUGUCUUUUGCAUGUGGGCCAUGUCUGCUUUUACAGAGAUCAGGGCUUGGUGCUUGUUCUUCAACUACUUUCCAAAUGUUCCUUUUGGGGGUUGCAUCCUCUUUUUGUAAUUUAGCACAGUGUCAUAGAGCUCACCGAGCCAGGGGUGAUAUCCAGCAUAUCUCUUAUCUAGACUCGAGCUAUAAGAAUGAUGU